Messenger RNA from Physella acuta, 1566 nucleotides. Its product is annotated as splicing regulator SDE2. The record is from RefSeq and is a predicted model, not a curated record. Gene Ontology annotation, cellular component: nucleus. Lineage: Eukaryota; Metazoa; Mollusca; Gastropoda; Physidae.
AACACUGAUUUUCAACGACGAAAAAAUGAUUGAUUUUCAAUUCGGCAUUGUUUGGUUGAAUCCGUUUAGCUUUAUUUAGACCGCACAAUACUAUUUAUAGUAGCGAUAAACUUGUUUACUGUCAACCGAGUUAAUCUGGGUAUCCGAUUUUUAAAGUUAAACAUUAUUUUUAAAGAAUAAAAUGCCUGUCUAUGUUACAUUUUGUUCAACCAAAGAAUGUUGGUCCUUUUCGAAUCUAUCUGCAAAGCCAGUUGAAGAUCUUUUACAGCAUGUUUUACCAGAAAAAGAGAGGUCAUUUUUUUACAUUUUAUGCAAUGGUCGAAAAGUUUCUUCAGGCAGUAUUUUGGAGGAUGACAGAAUAUAUCACAUUGUUCCGAGAGUUUUUGGUGGUAAAGGAGGCUUUGGAUCUAUGCUUCGUGCUAUUGGAGCUCAAAUUGAAAAAACAACUAGUAGAGAGGCAUGCAGAGAUCUCAGUGGUAGAAGGAUGCGGGAUAUUAAUAAUGAAAAGAAAUUAAAGGAAUGGCUAGCUAAAGAAGCAGAAAGAGAGCGUGAGAAGGAACAGCGAAAACAGGACCGUCUUGCCAAACGACUAACUUCACAUCAGCACAAAUUUGAGGAUAAAGAAUAUUAUGAGCAGAGAGCUAAAGUACAAGAAGAUUUAGAAGAUGCACUAAGUAAAGGUUUAAAAAGAAAGCAGAACAAAAGUGAACCAAGUGGGGCUUCUUCAACCAAAAAGUCAAAGGCAGAAUGGCUGGGUGUAGAAUUGGACUCAGAUGAUUUAGAAAGUGGCUCUGAUAAUGAAGCCCAACCUUGUGAGCCGUGUUCAUCACAAAGCACUAGUGGCCUCAAGGUACAGACAGAAACAAGUCAAAGCGCUAGUUGUAGUACAGACAGUAACUCAAGUCCAGCUUCAUCAACAGAGCCCAGGUUGCAAGAAGACACAACUGAUUCCACAACAGCUGAUGGUUCAGUUCAUUCAUCAUCUGACAGCUGUUUGGAGGUAACCAAAGACAAGGGAGAAAGUGAUAACCCAUUACCAUCAGCACAGCCUUGUGCCUCACUGGAACCUCUUGAUCUGGAUCAGAUCACCAGCAGUCAGGAACUCUGCCGCUUUGGACUGGAAAGAUUAAAGACUGAGUUGAUGGCAAGAGGACUCAAGUGUGGUGGUACACUUGAAGAGAGGGCUGCCAGGCUUUUUGCUGUCAAAGGGCUGGCACCAGAUGAGAUUGAUCCAUCACUUUUGGCCAAAUCUAAAGGGAAGGGGAAAAAAUUGAAGUAAAUGCAUGGGAAACAGUAUAUUUUAUAACAGCAUGAUCAGCUUCAAUGCUCUAUCUAAAAAAAAUAUGCCUAUAUUUUUAUUCAUUACAAAUGGUUGAAAUAGAAUUAAAACUUAUUUUUUCAGAAGUAAGAAAAAUUUACUACAGGUUAAGAUAUAGGAAAAUGCUUGUUAAUUAUCAAAUAAUUAAGGAAAGGAGAAUUAAUCUGUAGGUUGGACUGGUUGAAAAUAAAAUCUAAAUGUAAGACAUGCUAUCAAUGAUUGAAAUCAAUAAAAUCAUUAACACUUUU